Pleuronectes platessa (European plaice) is the source of this 1493-nucleotide messenger RNA. RefSeq lists its product as uncharacterized. The record is from RefSeq and is a predicted model, not a curated record. Gene Ontology annotation, molecular function: nucleic acid binding. The coding region runs from base 136 to 1254 and encodes 372 amino acids. The transcript is spliced from 3 exons. Lineage: Eukaryota; Metazoa; Chordata; Actinopteri; Pleuronectiformes; Pleuronectidae.
GUGAGAGGAGCAGGAGUAGUGAGAGGAGCAGGAGAAGUGAGAGGAGCAGGAGUAGUGAGAGGAGCAGGAGUAGUGAGAGGAGCAGGUCCAGGGAGAAGAGCAGGCCUAAGGAGAGGGCAAGGUAGAGGUAUAAGAAUGCGUGGUGGUGGCAUUCUAAGGGCUACAAGGGCAGUGGUGAGUGAUGGAAUUCGUGCCACUAUCAUUGACCAUGUGAUAAACCACGGUCUUUCACUAAGGGAGGCUGGUGAAAGAGUACAGCCCAAUUUGGGGCGGUCAACGGUUGCGUCAAUUAUACGCAUCUUUCAACAAACCAACAGAAUGCAACGUCUUCCUCCCUCUGGGGGAAGAGGUAAGCUCCUUAAUCAUCAACAAGAGCUUGCCAUAGUAGAUAUGGUUGUUGCAAAUAACGCAAUUAAACUGCAUGAGAUUCAAAGCAGAAUUUUGGAGGACCAAGAGAUAUUUCACAAUAUCAAUAGCAUCAGCCUCGCAACCAUUACGCGGACAUUGUCCAAACACAGAGUGCGGAUGAAACAGCUCUACACUGUUCCCUUUGAGAGGAACAGUGAGCGAGUCAAGGUGCUACGACAACAAUAUGUCCAGAGAGUUAUGGAAUUGGAGGCCAACCAGGCCCCUCAUGAAUUCGUAUACGUGGAUGAGGCAGGAUUUAAUCUGGCCAAAAGGCGUCGACGUGGAAGAAAUGUCAUUGGAAAAAGGGCCACAGUUGAUGUUCCUGGACAGAGAGGGGCAAAUAUCACUAUGUGUGCGGCAAUUUCAAAUGCAGGAUCACUCCUCCACAAAUGUCAGGUUGGACCUUACAACACCGAGCGCCUCCUUGCUUUUCUCGAUGAUCUCCACCAGCGCCUGGUUCCAGAGCAGGAUCAGGAGGGUGAAAACAGGAGGACCUUCGUUAUCACCUGGGACAACGUGGCCUUCCAUCACUCACAAGCAGUUACAGCAUGGUUUGAGGUCCACCCAAGACUGAUUUGUCUAUUUCUUCCACCCUAUUCACCUUUCCUCAACCCCAUAGAGGAGUUCUUUUCUACAUGGAGGUGGAAAGUCUAUGACCAUCAGCCACAUGACCAGUUGUCCCUCCUUGAAGCCAUGGAUGCUGGCUGCAGGGACAUCACAGUUGAUGAUUGUCAAGGGUGGAUCAGGCAUUCCAAGCGGUUUUAUCCAAGGUGUAUCGCCUUGGAUAACAUCAGAUGCGAUGUGGAUGAAAACUUGUGGCCUAACCCUGAAGAUCGCAGGGAUUAGAUAAAGGAAUUUUGUGCUUUUUUUUAGUUCUCCCUUUUUACUGGGCUUUUUGCUGUUGCUUUUUUGUUCAUGGAUAUUUUGUUAACUUUACAGUAAACAAUACUGUAAAACGUUUUCUGUUGUAUCAUACUGUAAACAGUAUUUCUACUAUACCUCCUGUAGUAAACAGUAAAGAAAAAAAAACUGAUUCGCUUUUUACUGGAAUGCUUUUGAAUGUGAACAUUACAUGUGGAUAUACA